Molecule: messenger RNA, 452 nt
Organism: Fopius arisanus
Lineage: Eukaryota; Metazoa; Arthropoda; Insecta; Hymenoptera; Braconidae
Exons: 3
Coding region: 1-375 (124 amino acids)
Source: RefSeq, a predicted model, not a curated record
AUGGGUGGGUGCUCAUGGGAGAAAGGGGGGGAGGGAUGGGGUGGUAGGGUGAGGGACCUGGGGGGGUGUCGGAGGAACGAAGGUGGCAGGCGGGAGAGUAUAAAGGAGACGACGUUGGUUACCGACGUACGACGAUCAACGACGUCGGCCAACGACGGCACCGUAUCUACAGCAGAACUCCGUUCAUCAAAUUCGUCGGAAGCGCGGAGAACUCGGUGGAAGAACCGGUUGGCACUCUGGGUACACCAUCCCCACGGCCAAUCACAGACUCCACCUAUUCCUGAGUUGAAAACUCAGUCUAACGGAAGCCCAGGGGAACAUCUCAAGCGAGUGCUCCUGGCAUUCACUAUUUAUUUUUACACUGACGCUUCCUGAUCGAGCCUGGAGGAGCCACACGCCCGACACUUGCAGCACACGAUGCAGGGUGCAGCGAGUAGAAGAAGAGGUGAAGC